CACGUUUGCUUCCGGUACCUGUCAGAUGCCUGAACUUCAGGCACAUAAGUGUUGGGAAUGCAGCCGCCUCUCCCCACAGCUGCGGUCAGAGAGCUGGUUUGCUCCUGUCUGCAUCGAGACCCAGUAGCGGCGGACCUGCGCUGCAGUCUCUUCGUGGCCGCCGUCCAGAGCUACAAACGCGACUCGGCGCUCAGACCUUUCCCUCCUCGCUACCUUCGAGGAGAGAUCAAGGACUUUGAAGAUCUGCAAAAAGAUGUGGAUACUUUACCAAACGUGAGGGAUCUGGUGCGUCUUGGACAUGGUGAUGGAGAUCAUCAUCUGGCUCUCGUGCACUGGGUUCUGUCCUCUAAGAGUUUUGCUGUGAAGACCCUGCAGAAAGAGGAGUUUGCCAGACUCAGCCAGCUUACCCAAAGCGAGGGUAUUUCAGCUCCAGCCCCAGACUUCCUCUUCGAACUGCAGUACUGUGAUUUGCUCAACUCCAAGUUUGAGAGGACGCGGGCUGGACGAGAUCUCAUCUAUGCAUUCCACGGCAGCAGACUGGAGAACUUCCACUCCAUCAUACACAACGGAUUACACUGUCACCUGAACAAGACCUCACUGUUUGGGGAGGGUACAUACCUGACCAGUGACCUCAGCAUGGCCAUCCUUUACAGUCCUCAUGGGAACGGGUGGAGGGAAAGCGUCCUCGGGCCUCUGAUCAGCUGCGUCGCCUUGUGUGAAAUCAUCGAUCAUCCUGAUGUGAAGUGUCAGGUCAAGAAGAAAGACUCCGAGAGCAUUGACCGCCAGCGUCUGAGGGCCAGGAACAGUGAAGGUGGCGAGGUGCCCGAGAAGUACUUUGUGGUGACCAACAACGAGCUUUUGAGAGUGAAAUACCUGAUGGUGUAUUCUCAGAGACGCUACAGAUCACGACAUGCUCAAGGGAGGUCGUGGCUCGUCAGACAUCAUUUUGCCAUCAUGAUGGGCCUCUAUAUCCUGCUCCUCGUAUUCAUCGGUGCCUUCAACUCGUCCGCUUUUCAGUCCUACUGGCACAGAAUGUUCCGGUAACCCAGACUGCUCACAUCACAUAAACGCUCUCGUCCAAAGUGCCUUUUACUCACAAAAGACUAUCAUGAAAGAGGGGGGAAAGACUCAGGAACUAUUUUAUCCGCUCAACACGACAUUCCUCCACGUAUCACUUGAUUUUUACACGCUAUCCUUCAUUUUCUUUACUUUACGUAGAUUUCCAUAAACACUGUGCAUCUGUCAGAAGUAAACCUGCAGAAUGAGCACUAAUGUUAGCCACCGGGAAUGUUACAUGUUAGCAUGUAGCCUGUUUUAACUUUUUGAAAGGAUUCGCUACACUAGUUACAACCAAAUGAUCAAGACGCUUAUAUUAAUGAAAAUAAUCAUGUAGGGAGAUCUGUGUGCUUUUUUUAUAAUAGUUUUGAGGCAAAUAUAUAAGUUUUCAUGAUGCUAGGCUAUUGUACUGUCUCGAUCAAAUCAACUAUGCAGAAAACCCAUGUUAUGUUGGUCAGUAUCAUUAAAACUGUAAUGAAAAUUAGUCUUGAUAUUGCAUAAAUGUCUUCAACUUGAAUAAUUCAGAGGAUCUGAACUGUGAAAUGAUUUAAAUUAAAUAGUGCAACGGGAUUACAGUGUGUUUCGUAAGGGACGGAGUGAAAUGCAUUAGUAAACUGGCUGUUGUUGUAGUUUAUGGCUCUUGGCACACACGUUUUGUCUGGCUUGUUUUUAUCAGUCAAAAACAAAUGCAGUAAAAUUUGAGCGAUAACAAAAGCGGCAUGUUUUUCAUCUUGAGGAGCGGAGACUCAUUUGUACGGAAGCCCUGAACCGCAACGUAAAAAAAAAAAAAUCAUUAGCACCUGUAGAAUUUCUUUUUGUUUGAUAAAUGUAAAAAGCUACUAUUUAGAUCCAUUUCAUAGCAGUACGACUUCACGAGCGCAUUUCUUUACAAAAAAAUAAACGAAGAAGAACUUCUAUGUAAGACUAUUCUCAGAAUUUUUACUUUUUUCGAAAUAUUAUGACUUUAUUCUCGAAAUAUUUUGGCUAUAAUCUCGAAAUAUUUCAGAUAUAAUGUUGAAAUAUUUCGGCUGUGAUCUCGAAAUAUUUUGGCUAUGAUCUCGAAAUAUUUCGUCAAUAAUUUUUUAAAUAUUUCGGCUAUAAUCUCAAAAUAUUCCGGUUAUAAUCUCAAAAUAUUUCGGCAAUAAUUUCGAAAAUAUUUCGGCUAUGCUCUUGAAAUAUUUCGGCUAUAAUCUUGAAAUAUUUUGGCUAUAAUCUCUAAAUAUUUCGGCUAUAAUCUCUAAAUAUUUUGGCUUUAAUCUCGAGGCUAUAAUCUCGAAAUAUUUUGGCUAUAAUCUCUAAAUAUUUCGACUUUAAUCUAAAAAUAUUUCUGCUUUAAUCUCAAAAUAUUUCCACUUUAAUCUCAAAAUAUUUCCGCUUUAAUCUCGAAAUGCUAGAUUUAUUAUAUUUUUUUACUUUGUGGUUCAGGGCGUCCGUACAUUUGUGUGCACCGGAAUUUUUAUUACAUUUUUUUUAAAGUGGUACUUACUUUCUCUUGCAUAAAAUUAGUUAAAUGUAUAUAUUUAAAUUACUGUUGAUAUCAUAAAAUACUGUUUAUUCAUUAAAAUACAUACUUAUGUCA
This is a messenger RNA of Pimephales promelas (fathead minnow), 2635 nucleotides long. RefSeq names its product poly (ADP-ribose) polymerase family, member 16 (gene parp16). Gene Ontology annotation, molecular function: NAD+ poly-ADP-ribosyltransferase activity. The record is from RefSeq and is a predicted model, not a curated record. NCBI's taxonomy places the organism in Eukaryota, Metazoa, Chordata, Actinopteri, Cypriniformes, Leuciscidae.